Lepisosteus oculatus (spotted gar) is the source of this 3020-nucleotide messenger RNA. The record is from RefSeq and is a predicted model, not a curated record. Lineage: Eukaryota; Metazoa; Chordata; Actinopteri; Semionotiformes; Lepisosteidae.
AUAUGAAUGCUAGUGCUUCCUUUUUUGCCGUGCACAAUAGACAGGAGUAUGCUUCUUUGGGAGCACGUUGACGGUUGUGUGGUGUGAUGGACAGUCGGGUUGGGAUAAAGAAGGCCGGAGGAUCCGUCCGGUCCCAGGUUUUUAUCUUUUACAUGUGAAGGAGCGGGUCUUGGCCUCAGCCUUGGUGGUGAGGUUCACAGACAGCUGCUGCGCUGGGCAGGCCUUGCUCUCUGGCCAGGGCCCGGUGGUGCAGGGGUGAUUGGCGGGGCCCUGUUGCAACUCUGCAUCCCUAAAAGGGAAGACCAGGACAGCUGCAAAAAGUGCCCCUAUCACUGUUACUUUCUUUAGGUCUGCGCCGCAGUGGGCAUUCCUUCUGGUAGUUUCUGAAUGAGAGCUUCUGGAAAGUCACCCCUAGGUAUAAAAAGGAGCUUAAGGCUCAGGGAGCUCAGUUUUUGGAAAACACACAAGCAAGACGAGAAGAAGAGAGAACCACACACAGUAACGCAGCUCACUGCAAAGCAACCAGCACGAUGCCAGAAGAAGUGAAGAACAGUGUGCCAAGCCAGCCCAUGGACGAGGAGGUGGAGACCUUUGCCUUCCAGGCAGAGAUCGCCCAGCUCAUGUCCCUGAUCAUCAACACCUUCUACUCCAACAAAGAGAUCUUCCUCCGGGAGCUGAUCUCCAACUCCUCAGAUGCUCUGGACAAGAUUAGAUAUGAAAGUCUAACAGAUCCCAGCAGACUGGAGUCCUGCAAACAGCUGAAGAUUGACAUCAUCCCCGACCAGCUGACCCGUACCCUGACCAUCAUUGACACUGGCAUUGGCAUGACCAAGGCUGACCUCAUCAACAACCUGGGCACUAUUGCCAAGUCGGGCACCAAGGCUUUCAUGGAGGCCCUGCAGGCCGGGGCUGAUAUCUCCAUGAUUGGCCAGUUCGGUGUGGGUUUCUACUCUGCCUACCUGGUGGCAGAGAAAGUGACUGUCAUCACCAAGCACAACGAUGACGAGCAGUACGUCUGGGAAUCUGCAGCAGGAGGCUCGUUCACAGUCAAGCCCGAUUCCAGCGAGCCUCUGGGCCGUGGAACUAAAGUCAUCCUGCACCUCAAAGAGGACCAAGUGGAGUAUGUGGAAGAGAAACGCAUUAAAGAAAUUGUCAAGAAGCAUUCCCAGUUCAUUGGCUACCCUAUCACACUCUAUGUGGAGAAGCAGCGCGAGAAAGAGGUAGACAUGGAUGAAGACGAGAAGGAGGAAGAGACAGAGAAGAAGGACGAGGCAGAGGGAGCCAAGGGGGACAAGCCCGAAAUCGAGGAUGUGGGUUCUGAUGAGGAGGAGGACAAGAAAGAGGAGAAGAAGAAGAGGAAGAAGAAGAUCAAGGAGAAGUACAUCGACUCCCAGGAACUAAACAAGACCAAGCCCAUCUGGACUCGCAACCCUGAUGACAUCACAAACGAGGAGUACGGCGAGUUCUACAAGAGCCUCACCAACGACUGGGAGGACCACCUGGCUGUGAAGCACUUCUCGGUGGAGGGACAGCUGGAGUUCCGUGCCCUGCUGUUCGUCCCAAGACGGGCCGCAUUUGACCUGUUCGAGAACCGCAAGAAGAGAAACAACAUCAAGCUGUAUGUGCGCAGGGUCUUCAUCAUGGACAACUGUGAAGAGCUGAUGCCAGAGUAUCUCAAUUUCAUCAAGGGCGUGGUGGACUCUGAGGAUCUGCCCCUCAACAUCUCCAGAGAGAUGCUGCAGCAGAGCAAGAUCUUGAAAGUCAUCCGCAAGAACCUGGUGAAGAAAUGCCUGGAGCUCUUCACUGAGCUGGCCGAGGACAAGGACAACUACAAAAAAUACUACGAGCAAUUUUCCAAGAACAUCAAGCUGGGAAUCCAUGAAGAUUCCCAGAACCGCAAGAAGCUGUCGGAGCUGCUGCGUUACUACACCUCUGCCUCUGGCGACGAGAUGGUGUCGCUGAAAGACUACAUCUCACGCAUGAAGGACAACCAGAAGCACAUCUAUUACAUCACUGGUGAAACAAAGGAGCAGGUGACCAACUCUGCCUUUGUGGAGCGUCUGCGCAAGGCUGGCCUGGAGGUGAUAUACAUGAUCGAGCCCAUUGAUGAGUAUUGUGUCCAGCAGCUCAAAGAGUACGAUGGCAAGACUCUGGUGUCCGUGACCAAAGAGGGGCUGGAGCUGCCUGAGGAUGAAGAGGAGAAGAAGAAACAGGAGGAGCUGAAGGACAAAUUUGAAAGCCUCUGCAAGAUCAUGAAGGACAUCUUAGACAAAAAGAUUGAAAAGGUUGCUGUUUCAAACAGGUUGGUCUCCUCUCCCUGCUGCAUUGUCACCAGCACCUACGGCUGGACUGCCAACAUGGAGAGGAUCAUGAAGUCCCAAGCUCUGAGGGACAACUCCACCAUGGGCUACAUGGCUGCUAAGAAGCACCUGGAGAUCAACCCAGAGCACCCUAUCAUCGAGACGCUCAGGCAGAAAGCGGAGGUUGACAAGAAUGACAAGUCUGUGAAGGACCUGGUGAUCCUGCUGUUCGAGACUGCACUGCUGUCCUCCGGCUUUUCAUUGGAUGAUCCACAGACGCAUGCAAACCGCAUCUACAGGAUGAUCAAACUUGGUCUUGGUAUUGAUGAAGAUGAUAUGACAACAGAGGACACCACUGCUGCUCCAAUUGAGGACAUGCCCCCACUAGAAGGGGAUGAUGACACAUCAAGGAUGGAGGAAGUUGACUAAGAAACUGUAAAUGUUGGAUAGAAAUAAUGUAAACACAACUGUAAAUGGUUAAAGUUGAAUUCAUUAGGAAUGAACCUGAAAUGCAUAUUCAUUCCCCCUUAUUUUCUCCUUUCUUCAUUCCAUUUUCUUGGCAUUGGAUGGCUGACCACCCUUAUGUUUUCUUUUGUAUUUGAAAUUUGUUCAGAUGUAUUUUUGUAUUUAUUUGCAUUCCAUGUUCCUUGUUUAAGUGCACUGUAAAAUUUCUACAAUCUUGUUGAAUUGUAAGUUGCAAAUAAAAGUUUAAUAUGUGAA